Lates calcarifer (barramundi perch) is the source of this 9282-nucleotide messenger RNA. RefSeq lists its product as uncharacterized. Lineage: Eukaryota; Metazoa; Chordata; Actinopteri; Centropomidae. Gene Ontology annotation, molecular function: ABC-type protein transporter activity; ATP binding. Gene Ontology annotation, cellular component: membrane. Gene Ontology annotation, biological process: protein targeting; protein import. The coding region runs from base 130 to 8061 and encodes 2643 amino acids. The record is from RefSeq and is a predicted model, not a curated record. The transcript has 3 exons.
AGCUUUUCUUACUCUUAAGUGGCAAGCUUUCAGCCUGUCCCCUCAGAGACUCUCCUGCUCCGUGAAACAGGAAGUGGAAAAAAAAACAGAUUGAACUUCAUCACUUAGCUACUGAGGAAUUCAUUAAAAAUGUGGAGGAAACUAGAAGAAGGUUAUGUGGGGCUCAACUGGGUGACAUGCUGUAAAUGUAGAAAAGACCUGGGUUCAGGUCAGCCACUUGUUUCGUUCCCCAUAUCCCACAAAACUAUUAAUGGGCAGAAUGUAGCUGUUUACAAAGGAGAAAUCUACAAACCAGUAGGCAGCCGCUUAUUUCACUGUAAAGAUUGUUUUUAUAAGCCAAUUAGAGAAAACAUGAGGAGAGAGGAAGAGAAAAGAGAAGAGGAGAGAAAGAAAGAGCAGGACAGAAAGAUGAAAGAAGAGCAGCAAAGAGCUCAAGAGGCUGAAGAGAAGAGGAGACGAGAGGAACUGAAUCAAAGACUUGAAGAAUCAUACCAACGAGCUCAAGAGCAGCUCGAGAAUCAACUGAGCGGGAACAUUUCAGAGAAACACGAGUCCAAGCAACAAGUUCUAAUCAGCCAUCUGAAGGAAUUAGAGAUAAACUGUGAUUCAGACACUGAGGAGCUUCUAGAAAUCCUCUCAUCAAAAUGCAGCAUCCCUGUUCCAAACCUCAGUUCGACUGAGCUGACUGCUGAUCAGCUGGGAAACAUCCUGUCAGCCCUGGACAAACUCCUGUUUGAUGAAUGGAUCAGUGCUCUUCCAUCCCAUAACACUCUGCAGCACUCACAGGUGUUCAUCACUGAGCUGUGUGUCCUGUCUCUGGAGAUAUCUGAGGGACUUUCUCUGCAAGGCAUCUCCAAUCAUCUGCAGUACCUGGUGGAGUCCAUCAGCCAAUCAGCAAGCAAUGUUUCUGAGAGUUUCCUGCUGACUCAAGCCCUGUACCUGAACCUGAUGCACUUCUUCACUGACCACAGCACCUGUGAUUCUAAUGCAGUUCUUAUAGCCAAACAAUGGGCUGAGGGGGACCUUUCCACUGAGGAUCUCUUUCUCAUAGACUUCCUCUGCACCCUCACAUCGUCACUACAGAACAUGGUUGGAGGAUCCUCAGUGUUCAUUUUAAAGAUGGAAAUCCAGUGUCUGAAGCUUCUCCUGUUCACACUCACUCAUCUAAAUGGCAAAGAGAGACCCUCAGAAUCCACUGAAAGGAUCCUCAGACUUGUGCAAACAAACCAAUGGACACCAACAGAGGCACUGACUCUGCUCAGAGCACUGUCAGAGAAAUAUGAAGAGGAUGCUCCAAUAACUGAAGUGCUCACAAUGGUACAAGUGUACGACAUAUCACCAGACUGGACAGAUGACUCCGGACUCUCUCUCAUCCAGGCUCUGGACAUCAGUGGCCCUGAGAGAUUCCAACAUGACUUCCAAAAAACUCUUAGAGAGCAAGAUGAGCGCAGUCUAGAUUCAGCUCUAACAGAAUUCAAAAUAUUCAGCAAUUUGGAUGAUUCUGUCGUUGAUAUGUUAAAGAACAUUACCACCGGCGUCCUACAAUAUUCAGAAAAUGCCCCAAGAGAUAAACCAUUUAUAAACAAUUCCUUUAAAUGUUCAAACCUGAACACAGAUGACAUCCAGAACUCUCUGUCUCAGCUCUGCAGAGCAGUUUCUGACACAAAAGGCUGGUGGCCCACAGUGCAGCAGAUGCUGAGGUGGUGUGUGCUGGUGCUGACUGAGAAUAACAAAGCACUAGAGUUGGUUGGUGAGGAAGAGGACCCGUGUGUCAGAGCCAUGUUUGUAGCCACACAAGUCUUCAUGGGGAACAAACUGGACAUUGUCCUCGGCUCUGACGUUCACUCACAUGAACAAACUAAGGAGUGGUUUGACUUCUACAAGCACCUUGGAAUUUCUGUCAACACAAACAUGAACAGAACUAACCCAUCACCAAGGGAGGUCUAUGAAGCAGACAUUGUGUAUGGUACCAUGGAUGACUUUGUCUCUGAUUACCUUCAAUAUGGCUUAGAAAUGAUGGAAACAGGGAACCCUCUCCUCAUCCGAGGAUUCAUCAUUGAACAGAGAGGUCUCAGUGCUUCCCAUGACCUGGAACUCUCAAGAAUCAAAGAAAACAAUGCUUUGGUGUUUGCUGCAGAGAUCCUGAAAAGCCUCAUGGGUAAUUUUCACACUGAGGAUAUGGAGCUGAGACACAGGUUUAUUAAGGGUCUUUUUCUGGUGCUCCACAUGAACCUAAACAAACGAGCAGAUGCUGACAGUAAAAUCAUAACCAUCUCACAAAAAUGUACUGGAAAAGAACUGCCUCCCAAUGAGGUCUACAUUCUGACCAUUCUUGAGAAUCUUCUGAAAGAAUUGACUGAAGAAACAGAGAGUGAGAAAAACAGAGCAUCUCUAGGAGGCAAACUGUGUUUGGAGAGUUUAUUUGCCUGUGCAGUGGAAUUCCAAGACUCAAAAGAACAAAUCAAAGAACUGGUGUCAAAUCUGGUAGCACAACAACUCUGGUCACCAGUAGAAGCUUUAAACCUCUUUGGUGCCUUAGCUGACCACCAUCAUGAUAAAGACUGUGUUUCCAUCAUAAGGAUUUUACAUCUGAUAGAAACAUAUCAGGUGUCUUCUGACUGGACAGAUGAGAAGAACCAGUUUCUCCUUCAGCUCUUAAACUCAUCUGAAACUGAGAGUCUGAUCCAGCAUUUAGAAAAAACCUUCAGAGAUGAGAAAGAAAAAAGUGUUGACUGUCUCUUUGAUGAAAUACGGCAGAUGAAAAACAUUGAUGAACAAACACUGGAGAAAUCAUCAUCUAUAGUAAAGACUGUCAUUAACCUGAUAGAAUCUGGUGGAAUUAAAAAGCAUACAAAUGUACAGCGAGCAAAGGAUCUGAGUCAUAGCACCGACACAGUAGACCUUCAGGAGAUCCUGGCAGUCUUAUGCAAUGCUGUGUAUCAGUGCUAUGCUAAAGGGAACUGGUGGCCCAGAGCCACUCAGAUGAUAAGCUGGUGCCUCUUGGCCUUGUCUGACACUGGAAAGCUCCUGGAGAUGGGAACUGGAGAAGGGAAGUCGUGUGUCAUAGCAAUGUUUGCUGCACUGCGUGCAUUAAGGGGUGAAAAAGUGGAUGUGGUGUCAAGCUCUUCUCUGUUAUGUGAAAGAGAUGUAAAAGAAUGGAGUGAAUUUUACAAAUACUUUGGCAUCACAGUCGACACAAACACAGAUAAAACUGAUGAUAAAGAUAGAAAACAAUGCUACCAGAAGGACGUGGUCUACGGAACAAUCGAAGCCUUCGCUGCAGAUCACCUUCGCCAGAUAUUUGAGAUGAAGGAUGUGAGGACUGAUCGCAGCUUUCAGUGCAUCAUCAUUGACGAAGUGGACUCACUGAUGCUGGAUCAGGGAGUACAGAUGACUUAUCUCUCCAGUCCCAUGGUCUCCAUGCAGCACCUGAAUGUUAUUCUGGUCAUGAUCUGGAGCCAUGUCAGCCAGUAUGGCUUCCUGUCAACAGGAUACCAGACAUUUGUCCAGGGUCCCCCUGCUUCAUUCUUCAAGGCUAUAUUUGACUCAAUUGACACAGAAGAAAUUAAUGACCCCAUAGAUAUUUUGUGUAUUGCUGAAGAAUCAAAGAUUGUGCCAGAAGGAUUUACCGAGGAUUUCUGCAAAAGCGGAAAAGAUGAACUUAAAGAUGAACUUAAAGAUGAACUUAAAGAUGAAUUUAAAGAUGAACUUCUAAAGAAACUGAAAACUGUGAGUCAAGAUGCGAUGGUAAAUUUUUUCCAUGAAAUCGAGGACUAUGUCCCCUAUGGUUUUACUGUAUACACUUUAGAUGAAAAUGGACUGCUCUGUCUUAAAAAAGCCAGCCCAUAUAACAAACAGGACACUCCUGAUCUCACAUUUCUUGUUUUGGAGGAAGGUUUGUGUUGUCCUCUCUACUGUUCUGAGGAAACUCUUAUCAAACCCAUUGCAGAAUUAAUCUCAGAGAGGAUUCAGUACACCCCAUGCACAAACAAUAAAAACAAAAUCAGCAUCCCUGGAUUCCUGAGAAAUCUGAUAGAGAAGAAACUGUCAGUGUGGGUUCAAAAUGCCUUUCUGGCAAAGGGACUGAGGCAAGGACGGGAGUAUGUUAUAGAGAAUGACAGUGUCUGUCCAGUGGACUUCAGAUCCACUGGUAUGGUAGAACUGAGUAAGAAAUGGGGUGAUGGUCUACAACAGUUUGUUGAGAUUAAACACCAAAUCAAACUGAGCACAGUUUCAACAGUGACAAACUACAUCUCUAACAUUUCCUUCUUUGAAAAAUACCAUGGGAAAAUAUAUGGAACAACAGGGACACUUGGGAGUGAAACAGACAUGCUGUAUUUGCAGGAACUUUAUCCAGACCUCUCAGCCUGCAAAAUGCCAACUUUCAACAGGAAGAAGUUAUUUGAGGUCACAGGUUCUCUGAAGACUUCAACUGAGGAGUGGAAAUCUGAAAUAAAACGUGUGGUUAAGGCUCAAAUUUCCCAAAAUUCUUACAGAGAGGGAAGAGCAGCCUUGGUGAUCUGUGAAACUAUCAACACAGCUGAAGAGCUCUAUGAAGAGCUGAAGAGCAUCAUCCCAGGUAAAAUCUUUCUCUACAGUCGCAGUGACAAAGACAAAAUAGAUACGACACUGGAUCCUGGUGACGUCAUUGUUGCCACAAACCUGGCUGGACGUGGCACAGACAUAAAAGUCUCUGAACAGGUGAACAACAAUGGAGGAUUAUUUGUGAUCCUCUCCUUCCUUUCUGAUAACACAAGAGUGGAACUCCAGGCAUUUGGUCGUACAGCACGCAAAGGUAAACCUGGAUCUGCACAGGUAAUCAUGACCACUGAUCAUCUGCAGGAGUCCUUCAGGACAGUGUCAUCUCUGGAUGAGGCAAAGAAAACAAGGGACAGACUUGCAGCAGAAAGGAUACAGGACACGAUGAACGAUAUCACUGAGAUGAAACUGCGGGAGGACCUGUUCUCAGAGUACUGCGAGACCCUUCAGGACAUUUACAGGAACACAGAUGGAGAUGAGCAAAGAGCUGUUGUCGCCAUCAUGAAUGAGUUCUGGGGGAUUUGGUUGCAAACUAAAUCAGAAGAAAUCAACCUGUUGAAAAGAAAUGAACUACAGGAGAGCUUGAAAGCUGAUUUGUCUCAGGCAAAAACUCAGUCUCAAAGUCAGACUUCACCGUGUUCUAGCAUUUACCACUACAUCAAGUUUGGAAAUAUCGCUCUGGAGGAAAAACAAUGGGAUGUCAGCACAAAGCUGUUUGAAAAAGCUAUGGGACAAGAUGGAAGUUGGGCAGCCAUAGCUUUUUACAAUCAUGCAUACUGCACUAUAAAGCAGAUGAAGGAGAAUUACCUCACUAAAGCCACAGAUGAUCUCAGGAAAGCACAGGAAUCUCUGAAGUACCUCAGUGAGGAAUGCAUGGUCUGCCUGCAAUUUGUGAAAAUGUCCUGUGCUGACUCAGCCAACAGUAACCCAACCAGCCUUGAAAAGCAGUUAACAACCAGGUGCACCAUGUUAAGUUACUUCGACAAAAACAUUAGUGAGGCUAUUGAAAAGCUGCAGGUGAUAAAAGACAAGAAAGAGGAUGCAACAGUGAAUCAAUCACACCUGUUCUCUCUGGUGUCAAGUGCUGAUGACGAUCUCCAAGCAGAGGCUGACAAUCUGUACCAUCAAGGUCUGGUAUAUGUCUUUUCUGUGGAAGAGAAGUAUCGUUUCCCAUGGGGAGCUCUGGUGGUGCUCGGUCUCGGAGUUCUGCAGAUUGUCGGAGGAGCAGUGCUCACUGUAUGUACAGUUGGAAUAUUAGCUCAGGUCGGCUUUGGGCUGAUCGCAGAAGGAAUAUCAGACUGCAUCUCUGCCAUCACGUCCAUGGUGACAGGAGAAUUCAGUUGGAAAUCAUGGGCUAUAGAAAAAGCCAUUUCUAUUAGUCUAUCUCUCAUUGGGUUUGGAGUUGGAAAGCUGAUUGCAAAGGGUACCAAAUUAUCUAAAGUAAUGAUAAAGGGAUUUGGAAAUCUGAAGUCAAUGCCAAAGUUUCUCUACAGUCAAGCUAAAGAUGGACUUAGUGUUGUUACCAAGGCAGUUUUUAAGGGAGCAGAGAAAUACAUUAGGAAAAAAAUUGUACAAGAAUGUAUUAUGUAUGGAUUUGGGAAGGCAGAAGAGGCUGUAAUGACUGCAAUACUAAAUGGUGUUAAAGAUAAGGUGAAAACGAGAGUUGUGGAUAAUGUGAAGUCCAACAUGGAAAAAGAGCCUUUGGAUGCAUUAGUAGACUCCAUUAUACUCUCACACCUUGAGGAUAAACAACAAUGUUCUGAUCUUCUGCAGCAUGAGAGAAAUAAGGCCACACUUCUGGAUAUUUUCAGACAAUUGAGCAACACAGCAAUAAAGCAAUUCUACACUGACCUCAGCUGGCAGCACAAGCUCAACGCAUCCAUCUCCACAGUGAUUAAAAAAGUUAAAUCAGAGCUUAAAGAUGAAAAACAUGCAGAAGUACGUAUGAUUCUGACAGCCAUCCAAGCCACCCACAUGGGGUUACUGGGCGGACAUGCCUUGAUAACAGUGUCCAGUCUCUCAAACAGGUUUUUCUCAGACUUUGGUGAAGAGCUUAACAAAUUUCAAAAGAAAAAAUGUUCCUCAGAGGAAGUGAAGCGAAAUGAGCUGUCUGAGUCAGAAACUAAGAUGCUGGAAGAAUUCAAGCAGCAUUUAGUCGACACCAUCAGUGCCUCAUUAGCUGACACUUUGACAGAAGUGUUUCACCAAAUAUUCUCCAGUCACAUUGUUUCUCUUGCCCAAGGUUAUGUAAAUGGAAAAAUAAGCCAAUAUGUAAGAACUGGCUUAAACACUGAGAGAACAAAGGAAAAACUCAGAGCUGGACAAAACAACAGAUACAUUGCAUACAUGUCAAUAAAGCAGAAGUCAAGUGGAUCAGGUGAAUACUCACGGUCACAUGCUGAAAAGAUCAGGAACAACAUGACGGCUGGCACCAUUCUCGAUAUCAGAGUCCUGUCAGAAGCCACUGGCAGUAAGGUUGUCAUCCUAACAGAGGACAGCCAUGGCAAACUUACCAAGAUGCAGGAGCUGAGUCCAAGCUCUAAACCUGUCAGUCAAACUGUGACACUGAUCUACAGACCAAAGAGUUCCCAAUACCCAGACGGCCAUUACGAUGUGUGCAUCAAUAAUCAGAUAGUGACUGUAACCAGCCAAGGCAAGAGCUGUCUGUUUAAGGCUUUCGCACGAGGCUUGAAACCAGAGGCUGGUAAUGAAGAGAUCACCUUGAAAGCAGGCAGCCUCCAAUCUUUAGAGGUCGACACUCUCCUGGAACACCCGGGCCAAUGGGAGCCUUUCGUCAAACGCAAAGAGUGGACAGAUGCAAUCAGAGGAGGAGACUGGUACAUGGCAGAGGGAGCUGGACAAAGAAAAAUACAAAUUACCAAAGAAGAACGCCAAAGGAUACUCGACAACCUGGUUGGAGAAGUGUGCUUAUACAAAGAUGCCAUAAAAAAUAGAAAUAAUAAUCCUGGUAUUGGACAAGUCGUCAAUGCAGAUCACCAACCACCAGUGUCUAGUAUAAUGCAAGCUGGAAAACUGGACCAGAAUAGCAAAUUAGCUGGAGCCUUCCUUGAAGUAGGAACAAACUCAUGUCCUCUGGAUCCUAAUCUGAUUCCUUAUGUGAAGACAUCUCAUGGCUAUAAUCUUCCAACUGUUUAUGUGCCAGCAAAAAUGCAUCGUCUUUGUCUUAGUACAAAAAAUCCAAAAUUCAGAGAGUCACUGGCUAAAACAAUAAGCCAGGGUGAUGUUGUAGGCACCUUCAAAGAGACCAUUUUAGGUUCAAUGCCCAUACUCAAGUCUGACUUUACAAACAACCCUGAGAGUAAAGCUUUUGAUCGAAAGUUUAAACAGUCUUGUAACAAUAUGGUACACACAUGGUCCGAGUUACUCAAAGACAAAGGUGUCAUGACAAAUGACCAUCUCAGCACCAUUACUGAUUGGAUCAACAAGGAGGGCUACAAAAACCAGAAUGAUCCACACAGGAUAAAAGUCCUCAGCUUCGUCAAUGGAAAGUUUAAAAAGUGACACCUGACGAAGAAGGAGGAGGAGGAGGAGGAGGACAGCAGAGAUCUACUUCCAUGAUGUCCAUGUUUUUGGUAUUUGUAAUGAAGAUGGCUUUUUUUGUUUAAUUCAAAAUAAUUUCUUUUUAAAAUCCUGGGGCCUCAUUACUGAAAAAACUGCGAAUCUUUUCUUAUUUAACACAUAAAAUGUAAAAAAGCAAGUUCAGUUAACUCUAUUUUAUUACAUUUCAUGUCUUCAUUCAGGAUAUUGGAGGACUGUGGAGGAGUUUUGCCAUUUUUAGGUCUUUAAAUCAGUCUGUUUUAAAUCAUUGUAGAUGUUACUCAGUACUGUUAGAGUUCAUUACAUGGUUUCUACAGUGUUUUUGGUUUACAGUUACUAUUGUGAAGUAUUUGAUACCAUGAGUGAAGUGAUCAUGAACAUGAAUCUGCUCAUAGAUAUAAGGCAGUUCAGAUUGAUGUGUCAAUCACAGAGUGAAGUUACCGUCUCGAAUAUUAAUGAGAAAGUAGAGUAGAGUAGAGUAGAGUUAGUAUCUUUCCAUCAUAUUAUUUGUGCUUUGCUGAAUAACGUUAUUUGGAUUUAGGUUGCUAUUUGUAUGAUAUAUAUAUUGCUAUAAAUUUAUUAUUAAAUCCCAAACAAAGUCCUUGUAGAAAAGCAACCAAAAUAUACCAUGGUUUAACUGGUCAUUUCUGUUAGACAAAGGCCUUUUACCACGUUACAACAGGCAUUCUAUUUUAACUUUACUACCAUUUCUGUACUACAGUGAUUUUAUCAUGUUAUCAUGAGUUUUAUUUUUUUAAAUUACAAAAAAUAUAUAAUAAUAUAUACAAAUAAUAUAUUUAUGGUUUUGUGUUAUUUCUAAGGUGAUAAACUAACUUAACAUCAUAUGUCUGUCAUUUAAAGGUAGUUUCUAUUUUACGUGUGAUAUCUUCAGCAAAUUUUAUUAAAUGAUAACUUCCUUGUAGAGCACGGCUCUAAUUGUAAAAUGACAAUUAUAUACUGUAUUUGUAUGACAACCAGUAACUGUCAGUCUACAGUUUUUGAAUGUUAUAUUGUACCAUAUUUUAACAUCUUUUCUGGCAACCUCAUUGCCAGAUUGUCAGUGAUUUUUUUAUGGUAUUUUUUGCAGUGUGGUAUUACACAGUGUUAACUUUGUUCUUCAUUGUUCAUCUCUCUUUUUCAUGAUACAUCAAGCAUCAAUAAACUGCCUCUUCCUGAGACAUAUAA